AGAUCAUUUUAGCUUUUUUUUCAUCAGGUGUGCAGUUUGAAAGCCUAUAGCUGCCGCCCUGGGAGGACAUUUUAUCAGUGCUUCUAAUAUGUGACAGAGCAAGAUGUUAAUCCAUGCGACUUAAAUAUUUGUAGGGAUCAAGGCGGAGAAUUUAACACGCACAUUAAACCCCAUUACUUCAUCUGCACGGAAGAUUUGAAUUUUUUGUUUCCUUGCUCACUGGAAUUGUCAUUUUGUGUCUGUGCAGUCCGGGCAAUUUUUUCCCCCCUUUCAGCUCACUUGAAAAUGGACAGGUCAUCAUAUGAGUCAUGUGUGAGAGCAGUUUGCCGCUUGAUGAGAGAUGCGCGGAUUUACAGGGCACUGUUAUAAAAAGAUUCAGCAUGUUUUCACAUUUCUAUCGUCCCCAGUGUUUCGUCCGCUGCAGUAGCCAGGGGAUGUGCGCUGCCUCAGAAGAGUAAAACAGGCGAAGGCACUUGUUAGAAUCACUGCUUUCACGCCAUGGUAUAAUUUACAUGCACUAGAGCUAUUCGUCAUUCAAACACUUUUUCUGGACAUUUCAAUAAGAUGAUUCAUUUGGAACAUUUUUGCUGUCUUCUCUGACGUGCGUUCCUGUGCGUAAUUAUCAAAGUCUUUAUUCAGCUGAGAAAAAUUCAACAGGUACAAUGCAAACCAAGGACAUGGAAUUAAUACAAUCAGUUGCUGUGUUCCUUCUAUUUUGGGUUGGGGCUGGGGCUGUUAUCAACCUAAAGUAUGGAAUAAACGAGGAGAUGAAGCCCGGUUCAGUUAUUGGAAACGUGACAAAGGACGCACUAAAGCAAGGAUUUCAGAUUGCACCGCAGCCCCCAUACUUAAGGGUUAUUUCCAAUUCAGAACCACGAUGGGUGGAACUCAGUCCAGCCGGAAUCCUUACAACCCAAAUGAAAAUAGAUCGGGAUGUAGUUUGUCGACAGAACCCAAAGUGCAUUAUUUCACUGGAGGUGAUGUCAAACUCUAUGGAGAUCUGUGUCAUCAAAGUUGAGAUUGAGGAUUUGAACGAUAACGCACCCAGAUUCCCAACGAGCCACAUUGACAUUGAAAUUUCUGAGAAUGCCUCCCCGGGUACCAGGUUUCCCCUAGAGGGGGCAAGCGAUCCGGACUCGGGGAUCUUUGGAGUGCAGUCAUAUUCCAUCACCCCAAAUGAGCUUUUCGGACUAGAAAUAAAGACCAGAGGGGAUGGGUCUAAAAUUGCGGAGCUUGUUGUGCAAAAAUCGUUAGACAGAGAGACACAGUCCCACUAUACGUAUGAAAUCAGCGCAGAAGAUGGAGGAGACCCUCCAAAGAUAGGCGCGGUCCAGUUAAAUAUAAAGGUGAUUGAUUCUAAUGACAACAACCCUGUUUUUGACGAGCCCGUUUAUACAGUUAAUGUGAUGGAGAAUUCCCCCAUCAACACAUUAGUCAUAGACUUGAAUGCAACGGAUCCUGACGAGGGCACUAAUGGAGAGGUUGUGUACUCGUUCAACAGUUACGUCACUGAGAAAACGAGGGAUGCGUUCAAAAUUGACCCUAGAACCGGGAUCAUCACUGUCAACGGUGUUUUGGAUUAUGAAACAACACAGAUAUACGAGAUCGACGUCCAGGCUAAAGAUUUAGGUCCCAACUCUAUUCCAGCUCAUUGCAAAGUCACGGUGAAUGUGAUGGAUACGAACGACAACCCACCUGUCAUCAGUUUACUCUCACUGAACACAGAGAUGGUGGAAGUUAGUGAAAACGCGCAGCGUGGAUAUGUCAUUGCGUUAGUGAGGGUGUCAGAUAAGGAUUCUGGUGCAAACGGCAAAGUGCAAUGCAGGCUGCAGGGUAAUGUCCCGUUCAGACUGCAAGAAUAUGAAAGCUUCUCCACUAUACUUGUUGAUGGCAGGCUGGACAGAGAGCAAAAGGACACAUACAACCUGACUAUCCAAGCGGAGGACAGUGGCACCCCUCCUUUACGUGCCACAAAGUCUUUGGUAGUGAAAGUCACAGAUGAAAAUGACAACCCUCCACACUUCCUCAAGCCACACUAUCAAGAGAUGGUGAUGGAAAACAACCUCCCUGGUUCGUGUCUGCUAGCAGUAUCAGCGGAAGACCCGGACCUGGGGAUGAAUGGCACAGUUUCUUACUCCAUAGUCCCUGGUGAGAUUAAGCACAUGGAUGUAAACACAUAUGUGAGCAUAAACCCUUCGGGCCGCAUUUACUCCAUGCGAUCAUUCGACCAUGAAUACACCAGGACUUUUGAUUUCAAAGUUUUGGCUAGAGACAAUGGUAAUCCCUCUUUAUCAAGUAACGCCACUGUGCGUAUUGUGGUGUUGGACGUCAAUGACAACACACCUGUUAUGACAAACCCCCCUUUGGUUAAUGGCACAGCGGAGGUUUCCAUCCCAAGAAACGCCGGGGUGGGUUACAUGGUGACCCAGGUGAAAGCAGACGACUACGACGAGGGGGAGAACGGGCGGCUCACCUACACCAUCUCAGAGGGGGACAGGGCUUUCUUUGAAAUCGACCAGGUGAACGGAGAGGUGCGCUCCACCAGGAUGUUUGGAGAAAACGCCAAAUCCACCUAUGAGAUCACAGUGGUGGCGAGGGACCACGGCAAGCCCUCCCUCUCUGCCUCGGCCUACAUCGUGGUGUACCUCUCACCAGACCUGAACGCGCAGGAACCUAUUGGACCUGUCAACCUGUCCCUCAUCUUUAUCAUCGCCCUGGGCUCUAUCGCGGCUAUCCUGUUUGUCACCAUGAUUUUUGUGGCAGUCAAGUGCAAGAGGGAUAACAAGGAGAUCCGGACGUACAACUGCAGGGUGGCGGAGUACUCAUAUGGCAACCAGAAGAAGUCCAGCAAGAAGAAGAAGCUGAGCAAGAACGACAUCCGCCUGGUUCCACGAGACGUCGAGGAGACAGACAAGAUGAAUGUGGUGAGUUGCUCGUCUCUCACCUCUUCGCUCAACUACUUCGACUACCACCAGCAGAGCCUGCCACUGGGCUGCAGGCGGUCCGAGAGCACCUUCCUCAACGUGGAGAACCAGAACUCACGCAAUGCAGCUCCCAACCAUGGCUAUCAGCACCCGUUCACUGGGCAGGGCCACCAGCAGCCAGACCUCAUCAUCAACGGCAUGCCACUGCCAGAGGGGCCCUGCCCUCUCUACAGGAAGAGGGAAAUCUAUAAUCUAGCAGAUGGGAGAGGAUCUAUGGGAAAUUCUAUAAUCGGGAAGAAGGUGGUGAUGAUGGUCCUCGGGGUGGAGAGCAAACGGGUGGUGGCGGUGGAAGCCCAUGGCAGCUCAGGGGCCCGAAGUGGAGUCCACGAGUGA
Molecule: messenger RNA, 3317 nt
Organism: Monopterus albus (swamp eel)
Lineage: Eukaryota; Metazoa; Chordata; Actinopteri; Synbranchiformes; Synbranchidae
Gene: pcdh19
Product: protocadherin 19
Exons: 4
Coding region: 663-3317 (884 amino acids)
Biological process (GO): homophilic cell-cell adhesion
Cellular component (GO): plasma membrane
Molecular function (GO): calcium ion binding
Source: RefSeq, a predicted model, not a curated record